AGAAAAUUUUAACUAAGUAAUUAUAUGCAUCAGUCACAAAACCACAACAGAAUAUCAAUUGGUUAGAAAGAAAAAACAGAGUUAACAACUCAAGAUUUCAAAAAGUUUAAUUCAGGUUCUAUUUAGAUUGCUUUAAACGAGAAUUACCUAGACCAAAGAAGAAAUUGAGAAAUUAGAAACUAAAUUAGAAGUAUUUAAACCUGAGAAUGCAAAAUCUUAAAAUCAGAAAUAGUAUUAUCAUGACAGAAGAAAAUUCAUAUUCACAAAUAUUAGAUUGUAGAUAAUUUAUAAAAAAUUUAGAUUAUAAGCUCAUCUUGGGAAAUUAAUUUAAAAUCAAGCAAUUUUGGAAGAUGAAAAUGUAGAGUAAUCUAAAUUAGAAAAUAUCUUGGGUUCAAUUCAAGAUUUAAGUCAUUAGAACUUGGAAAUCAUGAAAAACUUUCAAACUCUCAAUCAAACACCUGACGAUUAACCCCUGCCACCUGAUUUCAUAAUGAUGAGUGAAAGGGUGGCUAGAAAUUACAAGGUUAUAUAAACUCAAGAGGAAGUUGAUGAUAAAUUUAAUAAAUUAAACAACUACUUUUAGAAUGAGAUCUAGAAAUAUUACAAAAAUCCAAUUUCAGCUCCAUAUCUUAAAUAUGUGCCCAAAAUUGAUUGA
Molecule: messenger RNA, 655 nt
Organism: Paramecium octaurelia
Lineage: Eukaryota; Ciliophora; Oligohymenophorea; Peniculida; Parameciidae
Source: the annotation of a GenBank genome assembly